GGGUUAGGGAGGAUGGAGAGGGAGGGGCGGUGCUGCCCCUUUAAGAGGAGGCGGCCGAGCCGGGACCUUUUCUCUUUCCCCGGAAGGAAAGCCUAGCCCCGGCUGGGCGCGCAAGCCAUGGGCCCCGGCCCCAGCCGCGCCGCCCGCGUCCUACGCCCGAUGCUCUGCGCGCUCGCCUUGAUGGUGGCCGCCAGCGACCGCGUCGCCUCCGCCUUCAACCUGGACACCCGAUUCCUGGUGGUGAAGGAGGCCGGGAACCCGGGCAGCCUCUUCGGCUACUCGGUCGCCCUCCAUCGGCAGACGGAGCGGCAGCAGCGCUACCUGCUCCUGGCUGGCGCCCCCCGGGACCUUGCUGUGCCUGAUGGCUAUACCAACCAGACCGGUGCUGUGUACCUGUGCCCACUCACCGCCCACAAGGACGACUGUGAACGGAUGGACAUUGCGGAGAAAAGUGACCCUGACCGUCACAUUAUUGAGGACAUGUGGCUCGGGGUGACUGUGGCCAGCCAGGGCCCUGCGGGCAGAGUCCUGGUCUGUGCCCACCGCUACACCCAGGUGUUGUGGUCGGGGUCGGAGGACCAGCGGCGCAUGGUGGGCAAGUGCUACGUGAGGGGCAACGACCUGGAGCUGGACCCCAGUGAUGACUGGCAGACCUACCACAACGAGAUGUGCAACAGCAACACCGACUACCUGGAGACCGGCAUGUGCCAGCUGGGCGCCAGCGGCGGCUUCACCCGAAACACUGUGUACUUUGGCGCUCCUGGUGCUUACAACUGGAAAGGAAACAGCUACAUGAUUCAGAGGAAGGACUGGGAUUUAUCCGAAUACAGUUACAAGGACCCGGAGGACAAAGGCAACCACUACAUUGGCUACACGAUGCAGGUGGGCAGUGCCAUCCUGCACCCUACGAACACCACCAUUGUGACGGGUGCCCCUCGGCACCAACAUGUGGGCGCUGUCUUUUUGCUGAGCCAGGAGGCAGGUGGAGACCUGCGGAGGAGGCAGGUGCUGGAGGGCAGGCAGGUGGGCGCCUAUUUUGGCAGCGCCAUUGCCCUGGCAGACCUGAACAAUGAUGGGUGGCAGGACCUCCUGGUGGGUGCCCCCUAUUACUUUGAGCGGAAAGAGGAGGUAGGGGGUGCCAUUUAUGUCUUCAUGAACCAGGCAGGCACCUCCUUCCCGGCCCACCCCUCCCUCCUUCUUCACGGCCCCAGUCGCUCUGCCUUUGGCUUCUCCGUGGCAAGCAUCGGUGACAUCAACCAGGAUGGAUUCCAGGACGUUGCUGUGGGAGCCCCUUUCGAGGGCUUGGGCAAAGUGUACCUCUACCACGGCAGCUCCAGGGGGCUCCUCAGACAGCCCCAGCAGGUAAUACACGGAGAGAAGCUGGGACUGCCUGGCUUGGCCACCUUCGGCUACUCCCUGAGCGGGCAGAUGGAUGUGGAUGAGAACCUCUACCCAGACCUGCUGGUGGGGAGCCUGUCGGACCACAUCGUGCUGCUGCGGGCCCGGCCUGUCAUCAACAUCCUCCACAGGACCUUGGUGGCCAGGCCCUCUGUCCUGGACCCCGCACUCUGCACAGCCACCUCCUGUGUGCAGGUAGAGCUGUGCUUUGCUUACAACCAGAGUGCCGGGGACCCCAAGUACAGGCGGAACAUCACCCUGGCCUACACUCUGGAGGCCGACCGGGACCGCCGCCCACCCCGGCUCCGCUUUGCACGCAGUGGGUCAGCUACCUUCCAUGGCUUCUUCUCCAUGCCCGAGAUGCGCUGCCAGACGCUGGAGCUGCUCCUGAUGGACAACGUCCGUGACAAACUCCGACCCAUCAUCAUCUCCAUGAACUACUCUUUACCUUUGCGGAUGCCUGAGCGCCCCCGACUGGGGCUUCGGUCCCUGGACGCCUACCCGGUCCUCAACCAGGCGCAGGCUCUGGAGAACCACACGGAGGUCCAGUUCCAGAAGGAGUGCGGGCCGGACAACAAGUGCGACAGCAACUUGCAGAUGCAGGCGGCCUUCGUGUCUGAGCUGGGGCAGCGGCUGAGCAGGCUCCAGUACAAUAGAGACUUCCGAAAACUGCUGCUGAGCAUCAACUUGACCAACACCCCAAGCCGGGAGCGGGCUGGGGAAGACGCCCACGAGGCGCUGCUCACCCUGGCGAUGCCUCCCGCCCUGCUGCUGUCCGCAGUGCGCCCCCCUGGAGCUUGCCAAGCCAACGAGACCGAGACCAUGACCAUCGUUUGCGAGCUGGGGAACCCCUUCAAACGGAACCAGAGGAUGGAGCUGCUCAUUGCCUUCGAGGUCAUUGGGGUGACCCUGCACACAAGGGAACUCCAGGCACAGCUGCAGCUCUCCACGUCAAGUCACCAGGAUGACCUGUGGCCCAUGACCCUGACUCUGCUGGUGGACUACACACUCCAGGCCUCACUCAGCAUGGUGAGUCACCGGCUACAAAGCUUCUUUGGGGGGACAGUGAUGGGUGAGUCUGGCAUGAAAACUGUGGAGGAUGUGGGAAGCCCUCUCAAGUAUGAGUUCCAGGUGGGCCCAGUGGGGGAAGGGCUGGCAGCCCUUGGUACCCUGGUCCUGGGGCUGGAGUGGCCCUAUGAAGUCAGCAAUGGCAAGUGGCUGCUAUACCCCACGGAGAUCACAGUCCACGGCAAUGGGUCCUGGCACUGCCUGCCACCUGGAGACCUUGUCAACCCUCUCAACCUCACUCUCUCUGUUCCUGGGGACAGGCCGCCAUCUCCACAACGCAGGCGGCGACAACUGGACCCUGGGGGAGGCCAGGGCCCCCUGCCUGUCACUCUGGCUGCUGCCAAAAAAGCCAAGUCUGAGAUCCAGCUGAGCUGUGGCGGUGACCACACCCGCUGUGUGUGGCUGGAGUGCCAGAUUCCUGAUGCCCCCGUCAUCACCAACGUGACAGUGCAGGCUCGAGUGUGGAACAGCACCUUCAUCGAGGAUUACAAAGACUUUGACCGAGUCAGGGUAGCCAGCUGGGCCACCCUGUUCCUCCGAACUGGGGUCCCCACCAUCAACAUGGAGAACAAGACGGUGCGGUUCUCCGUGGACAUUGACUCUGAGCUGGUGGAGGAGCUGCCAGCCGAGAUCGAGCUGUGGCUGGUGCUUGUGGCCGUGAGCGCCGGGCUGCUGCUGCUGGGGCUGAUCAUCCUCUUGCUGUGGAAGUGCGGCUUCUUCAAGCGAGCCCGCACUCGGGCCCUGUAUGAAGCUAAAAGGCAGAAGGCGGAGAUGAAGAGCCAGCCGUCAGAGACAGAGAGGCUGACAGACGACUACUGAGGGGGGCAGCCCCCAACCCCGGUCCACCUGGUGUGACUUCUUUAAGCGGACCCGCUAUUACCGGAUCAUGCCCAAGUACCACGGGGUGCGGAUCCGGGAGGAGGAGCGCUACCCACCUCCA
This is a messenger RNA of Mesoplodon densirostris (Blainville's beaked whale), 3406 nucleotides long. It is a transcript of the gene ITGA3, whose product is annotated as integrin subunit alpha 3. The record is from RefSeq and is a predicted model, not a curated record. The transcript has 27 exons. NCBI's taxonomy places the organism in Eukaryota, Metazoa, Chordata, Mammalia, Artiodactyla, Ziphiidae. The coding region runs from base 118 to 3285 and encodes 1055 amino acids. Gene Ontology annotation, biological process: leukocyte migration; cell-matrix adhesion; cell adhesion mediated by integrin. Gene Ontology annotation, cellular component: external side of plasma membrane; integrin complex. Gene Ontology annotation, molecular function: integrin binding.